UUGAUUGUCCCUUCUCGCACCCGGUCCCGAGGCGGCCGCGGUUGUCAACCAGAGGCGAUCAUGGCAACGGGCCGGGCCGGAGCGCAGGCGGCUGGAGCUGCUGGGACGGCUACGGCAGCGGGCGGGCGCGGGGCUCAGUGGGGCGGGUGGGGGUUGCUCCUGCGGGGGCCGGGGAAGCAGGGGCAAUACUGAGCGCCAUGCAGCGGGCCUGCGGGGAUGGGCCCGCGGACCUGCCGGCCUUGGAGGAAACCUGCGCAGGAUGGGAGCCCCGGCCUGGGUUCAAGGCCAGGCAGGACGAGCGGCUGCCCGAGCUCAAGCCCGAGCUCGAUGGUGAACCCAAGCAUGAGCCCGGCCCCGAGCCCGAGCCCGAGCCCAAGCCCGAGCCCGAGCCCGAGCCUGAGCCCAACGCCGGGCCCGGGCCCAUCGUGGAGCCCAUGAGGGUCGCGGAGCCAGAGCCCCAACCUGAGCCUGAGCCCCAGCCCGAGCCCAACACUGAGCCCGAGCCCAGCACUGAGCCCGAGCCCGUGCCCGUGUCCGAGUCCGAAAGGCCCGUGGAGGCCGAGCUCCAGAUUCCGAUCCCUUCCUCAGCCCUCUUGACAGCCCCCAUCCCAGCUGAGCAAGGCGACCUCAGCAUCCAGGACCGCCGCCCCCGCCCCAUCGCCAGGACCAGACUCAAGACUAAAAACAGGAAGGCUGCCUUACUGCGCGUGCCCGAAGAGUCUGGGGGCCACCGGUGUCUCACUGUCACUGUGGACAGCUCCAAGGCCAGGACCUCCCUGGACGCCCUCAAGAUCAGCCUUAAGCAGCUCAAGUGGAGGGAGUUUCCCUUUGGUCGUCGCUUGCCCUGUGAUAUCUACUGGCAUGGAGUUUCCUUUCAUGAUAGUGACAUACUCUCAGGUCAAGUGAACAAGUUCCCAGGAAUGACAGAAAUGGUGCGGAAAAUUACUCUGAGCCGAGCUGUGAGAAUCAUGCAAGAUCUCUUUCCAGAGGAGUACAACUUCUAUCCUCGCUCUUGGAUUUUGCCUGAUGAAUUCCAACUCUUUGUUGCUCAGGUUCGAAUGGUGAAAGAUGGUGACCCCUCCUGGAAGCCCACUUUCAUUGUAAAACCUGAUAGUGGUUGUCAAGGUGAUGGAAUCUACCUCAUUAAAGACCCCAGUGACAUUCGAAUGGCAGGAAAUCUCCAGAGCAGGCCAGCUGUAGUCCAGGAAUACAUCUGUAAACCUCUCCUCAUUGACAAACUGAAAUUUGAUAUUCGUCUGUACGUCUUACUAAAGUCUUUAGAACCCUUAGAGAUUUAUAUAGCCAAAGAUGGACUCUCUAGAUUUUGUACAGAGCCAUAUCAGGAGCCUAACUUUGGAAAUUUACAUCAUGUAUUUAUGCACUUAACCAACUAUUCACUGAAUAUUCAUAGUGGAAACUUCAUUCAUUCUGACAAUGUUAAUACUGGUAGCAAAAGGACUUUCUCCAGCAUCCUUUGUAGACUCUCUUCCAAGGGAGCUGACAUCAAGAAAAUCUGGUCAGACAUUAUUUCUUUAGUGAUUAAGACAGUUAUUGCACUGACACCAGAGCUCAAAGUGUUCUAUCAAUCUGAUAUACCAGCAGGAAGGCCUGGACCAACAUGCUUUCAGAUUUUAGGAUUUGAUAUUCUUCUAAUGAAAAAUUUGAAACCUAUGUUGCUAGAAGUAAAUGCAAAUCCCAGCAUGAGAAUAGAACAUGAAAAAGAGCUUUCUCCAGGGGUGUUUGAAAAUGUCCCAAGUCUUGUCGAUGAAGAAGUAAAAGUAGCAGUAAUCAGAGAUACUCUCCGACUAAUUGAUCCACUGAAGCAUAAGAAAAAAGAGAACCGAUCCAGUGGUCUUUUCACAACAACAUCAAAGACAAAGAGUCAAGGAAAAGAAAGCUGGUUCCAGUCUGAGAGGCAUCUACUGCCGGGCAUUGAAGCAGGUCAGCUGAGAACAGGAAGAAGAGGUCCAGAGAGGAAGCAUCUUGCCCAAGAUCUUAGAGUAUACUUUCCAGAUAUCUUUAUGGACAGAAAAUCCAGAUUCCCAUCAAUUUUUGGCAGAAUGUCUCCAUCGAAGCUUCAGUUUUCAAAGUUUUCCAUAGUCAGAUCUGAACAGUGUAAUAAGAUAUCAGGAAUGAGAGAAGAAUUCAAGGAGGGAACAGAUGAACUACUGCAAGCAGAUGUGCUUGAAGCAGAAGCUUAUAUGACCAAUGAAGCCAACUUACCCACUAUCUGCCUCAAGCAAGUAUUCCCAAAGUAUGCAAAGCAGUUCAACUAUUUGCGUUUGGUGGACAGAAUGGCAAAUCUAUUUAUCCGAUUCCUUGGGAUAAAGGGGACAACGAGGUUGGGACCCACAGGGUUCCGCACCUUUAUAAGGAACUGCAAACUCAGUAGCAGCACCUUCUCAAUGGCAUCUGUAGAUAUUCUGUAUAUUGACAUAACAAGAAGGUGGAACUCCAUGGGCCUUGAACAGAAGGAAUCAGAUAAGAAUGCUGAGCCUAAGAAAAGAGAAGUGACCGCCCAAGGUAUGUGUUUGCAAGCCUUUGUGGAAGCAUUCUUUUUCCUAGCCCAGAGAAGGUUCAAGCAUUCAACCCUUCAAGAACAAGUUGCUUCACUGGUUGACCUGUGUGAAUACCACCUUACCCUGCUGGAUGAGAAACGCCUACUCUACAGCAAAGGCACCUCCUCUGUCCGGCCUCCCAUCAGCAGCUCUUCCCAAGAAAGGCUCCCUCUCACCCAGCCGCCAAAUGGGUCUUUCCUUCCCCGAAAUAACUCUGCCAAUAAAUUUGCCCACUACAGACAUCCUCAGACUUGAGGGGAUGGCACUUUGGUAUGGAAGAAAGAACUCAUAGAAAAUGACAGGGCUGACGAGGGCUCCCUACCCCAUGAGCAUGUGGCUGCUGGUGAAAUGUGGAAUGCCAAGUUUUUCUAUUGCUAAAUGUUUUCACCUAUUUAUUUCCCAUUUCCCUGAAUUCCACGUUUCCAAAAGUGAAUGCCCUGCAUACAACUGUCUGUGACCCCAGCCCUUCUUUUUUCGUUCAUCAAAGGAUGAACCACAUACCUUCUGUGACAAUGGCCGUCCUUUUUACUCUUUGGAAUACCACAUAUGAAAAUAAUGGGAAUAAAUCUGUACUGUCAAGACCACUGACUCCUGGGGAUUAGAGCCAUGGAGGAGACAGUCCAAGGAAAAGAAAUCUCAGGGUUUCUCUGGACUCUUCAAGAACCAAGAGCCAUUGUGUAUCAUCAUCCAGUCACUGGGUAGCAAAUGAUAUGGGAAAAUCAAGUAGGAGUAUACAAAUCUAUCACUAAUAUAUGCAUGUGUCUCAAUGA
Messenger RNA from Monodelphis domestica (gray short-tailed opossum), 3328 nucleotides. RefSeq names its product tubulin tyrosine ligase like 11 (gene TTLL11). NCBI's taxonomy places the organism in Eukaryota, Metazoa, Chordata, Mammalia, Didelphimorphia, Didelphidae. Gene Ontology annotation, molecular function: tubulin binding; tubulin-glutamic acid ligase activity. Gene Ontology annotation, cellular component: ciliary basal body. Gene Ontology annotation, biological process: protein polyglutamylation; microtubule cytoskeleton organization. The record is from RefSeq and is a predicted model, not a curated record.